AUGGGUGCCAUCGCUCGGAUCGAGCCGGGAGGGACAACAAAACGGCGAGUCGCGGAAGACAGCCAAUUCUUCGAUCAUCUCGUGGACCUCAUACCGCUGCGCCACUACCUCCCGUCGCAAGCUGACUCUGUCGCCCUGAAGUAUGAGAAGGUGGAGGGCGGCAAGGCAGAGGCGAAACGGGCAGCUAAGGAGCAGUCGAAGAAAGCAAAGAGGCUCAAGCUGGACCCAGCAGCAGCGCAGCGCACCUCCCAGGCGCUGCAGGCGCGGCAGCAGCAGCAGGAGCAGGGGGGAGGGCGCGGGUUGGCGGGCGGAUUCGGGGGAGGUGGUUUCGGGUCAGGGGGAGGGGGAGCCGGAGGGGAUGGGAAGAAGAGCGGGAAGGGGGAGAUGGACGAUCCGAUGGAUCAACUGCUGAAAGAAGCAGGGGAAGGGAAGAAGGGCGGGAAAGAGGAGAUGGACCAGCUGUUGAAGGAAGCAGGUGAGAGAGCGAUGAUUCGCGGUGGGAGUGGUGGGGAGGAGAGGGGAGUGGUGCAAGGAGUGGGGAGGAAGGGGCGAGCAGCGAACUACCAGGAGCUGAGAGCGCGGCUGCAGCAGCGUGGAGUGGAGGUGUCCUUAAUAUUUCCAUUGCCUCUUUCAAUCUUUCCAUCGCCUCUUUCCCUGUCCCCCUAUUCCCUUGUGCUUGCCAGGAGAGUGGGCAGGAAGGGGCGAGCAGCAGACUAUCAGGAGCUGAGAGCGCGGCUGCAGCAGCGACUGGAGGAGCUGAGGAAGCGGAGGAACGCGGAGAGAGCCUCUGCUGCUAGCGAGUGGCGGAAGAAACAGAGGGAGACGGGCGCUGAGGGGGACAAGAAGGGGAAGAAGGGGGGGAAGGAGCGGAAGAAGGGGAAAGGAGGCGUCGGGGGUGGGGGUGAGAGGGAGGGUGCGGUGGUGGGCGGUAAACGGAAGCAGCAGGAGAGGGAAGGGGAUGGGGGGAAGGAGGGGAAGAAGGAGCGGAUUGGGAAGGAGAAGGGUGGAGGGAAGGGAGGAAGAGGAGGGCUAGUGGGAGCAGCAGCAGCAGGAGGAGGAGGAGGAAGAGGAGGGGGAAGAGGGGAGGGGCAUGGGUUAGCAGAUGAUGAGGUGAUUCCUUUGGAUCUGGAGUUUGGGCGGGUGAAGCUGGGGGAUAAGGCAGCAGCAGGGCCGGGGAUGGGAGGCGGGAAGAAGGGGAAGAAGGACGGCGGGAAGGUAUCUGCCAAGAAGCUUCUGGAGCAAGCGGCUAAGAUUCAGGAGAAGCUCAAGGGGCGGAAGCUGGGAGAUAAGGCCUUGGCUGAAGUGGUGAGUUGGCCCUCCUUCCCUCGCGUGUGCUCCUUUGCCUUCCCUCGCGUGUGCUCCUUUGCCUUCCCUCGCGUGUGCUCCUUUGCCUUCCCUCGCGUGUGCUCCUUUGCCUUCCCUCGCGUGUGCUCCUUUGCCUUCCCUCGCGUGUGCUCCUUUGCCUUCCCUCGCGUGUGCUCCUUUGCCUUCCCUCGCGUGUGCUCCUUUGCCUUCCCUCGCGUGUGCUCCUUUGCCUUCCCUCGCGUGUGCUCCUUUGCCUUCCCUCGCGUGUGCUCCUUUGCCUUCCCUCGCGUGUGCUCCUUUGCCUUCCCUCGCGUGUGCUCCUUUGCCUUCCCUCGCGUGUGCUCCUUUGCCUUCCCUCGCGUGUGCUCCUUUGCCUUCCCUCGCGUGUGCUCCUUUGCCUUCCCUUCUCUCUUGCCACCCCCGUUCCCCAGGAGACCCACCUGUGGAAUGCGGCGAGCAGCAGGGCGGCGUGAGGAAAGGAAGGAGAGGCAGAUGGCAGUGCGUAAAGCAAUGAAGGACAGACAGGACAAGCGCAAGGGGAACAUUCAGGAGCGAAAGGACAACAAGAUCGCUGCUAAGAUCGCUCGGGUAGGUGGUGUGAAGUUGAGGGGAGUAUAG
Molecule: messenger RNA, 1923 nt
Organism: Closterium sp. NIES-65
Lineage: Eukaryota; Viridiplantae; Streptophyta; Zygnematophyceae; Desmidiales; Closteriaceae
Source: the annotation of a GenBank genome assembly